This is a messenger RNA of Glycine soja, 2869 nucleotides long. RefSeq lists its product as uncharacterized. The transcript is spliced from 6 exons. Gene Ontology annotation, biological process: protein transport. The coding region runs from base 146 to 2446 and encodes 766 amino acids. The record is from RefSeq and is a predicted model, not a curated record. NCBI's taxonomy places the organism in Eukaryota, Viridiplantae, Streptophyta, Magnoliopsida, Fabales, Fabaceae.
UCUCUCUCUUCCUCCCCUUUUUCCAUUGCAACUAGACAGUGUGUGUUACUCUCCGACGAAGGCUUCGGCAAUGGCGAAUCUUGCGUUCUGAGCUUCCGAGUCCAAUAGCUCACUGAGUCAAACCACAGAGUCGAUAUCUUCCAACAUGUUGGACGGAAUACUCGGCAGAGGCUUCACCGCUAAAUGCAAAUCGUUGAUCAAAUUGACCAAGAGUCGGAUCGAUGUGAUACGGAGGAAGAGAAGAGCGACAGAGAAGUUUCUGAAGAAAGAUAUUGCUGAUCUAUUGCUCAACGGUCUCGAUAUCAAUGCCUAUGGAAGGGCUGAAGGACUUGUGGUUGAGUUAACACUGUCCUCUUGCUAUGGUUUCGUUGAGCAAUGCUGUGAGUUUGUGUUGAAGCAUCUCCCUGCGAUGCAGAAACUGAGUGGUUGCCCUGAGGAAUGUAGGAUGGCUGUAUCGUCUCUGAUGUUUGGGGCUGCAAGAUUUUCUGAUUUACCAGAGUUACGUGACCUUAGGCAAAUAUUUCAGGAGAGAUAUGGGAAUUGCAUGGAAUGUUAUGUCAAUCAAGAGUUUGCUGCAAAUUUGAAUUUCAAGUUUUCUACAUUGGAGAACAAGGUCAGCUUGAUGCAGGAGAUUGCAUCAGAGUUUUCAAUAAACUGGGACUCCAAGGCUUUCAAACUGAGGAUGUCGAGAUCCUGUGCUACUGCACAGGGCCACAAUGCAUGUGUGCCUAACCAUGAUAAACCAUCACAUGGGAAGGAUUUUACCCAAAAAGAAGUAAGGAAUGAUGUCUUGUUAGAGAAAAACUGUGAUCUUGCCAAUAAUGAGUGCAGAUUUCAGAAUGGCAAGGAAGCUGUUGUCUUAAACAGACUUGACCACGAUCUUCAUUCUAAAUCCACACUCCCUGGAAAUGGCUUCAAGCCACUAAAUGGUCAUGAAGUUCUUCGGAAAAGGGAUGGCCAUGAUAAUUCAGGAAGGCAAGAGAUUACUGUUGAGAAGAGUGACAAAGGCUGUUGGAAGGAGGGUAGUAUGCUAAAACCGAUUGGACAUCCAUCUCAGCAGAAAACAGUGGAACAAUUUGAAGGUGGUUCCAAGCUGCAGUAUAGUAGGGGGAAUAUCACCCCUCCGAGAGCCAACCAGGGUAGUAUGCUAAAACUGUUUGGACAUCCAUCUCAGCAGAAAAAUGUGGAACAAUUUGAAGGUGGUUCCGAGCAGCAAAGAAGUAGGGGGAAUGCCACCCCUCCAAGAGAAAACCAGGUCAGUAUGCUAAAAUCGUUUGGACAUCCAUCUCAGCAGAAAAUAGUGGAACAAUUUGAAGGUGGUCCCAAGCUGCAUUAUAGUAGGGCGGAUAUCACCCCUUCAAGAGCAAACCAGGGUAGUAUGCUAAAAUCAAUUGGACAUCCAUCUCAGCAGAAAACAGUUGAACAAUUUAAAGGUGGUUCCAAGCUGCAAGAUAGUAUGGGGAAUACCACCCCUCUAAGAGAAAACCAGGGCACUACAACUUCUAGGAAGUCUUCUAGUCAUGCGGGGUCGCGCUUCAAGAGUAAUGUGAACGAGUCAUUUGCUGUUAAUCAUGUUGGCCUACCUGGGACUGAUAAAUCCGAGAGAGAAAAUCAAAGGGAUGAAACACCUACACUGAAGCCCUGCUACAGUAAUGUCAUUCCGCCUCCAUAUCUUAAACAUCCCAAUUCUAAGCAGCAGAGCAGCACACGUGGAGCCAAUAUGAUAUCUUCACUUACUGACAGUGGUGGCAUCUCUACAUAUCAUUCAGCACAUGAGAAGCCUGAUGCUGCUUCUGUGUUGGAAAGGAGGAUUCAAAUAGAUUUGGAUAGUUCUGACCAGGAUUGGCAGGGCAAUAGACACGAGAGACGGAGCAAACAGAGUCGUGAAAAAGAAAUCUCCGAAGAAGUCCCAGUGGUGAAACCAAGAUCUAUGCGGCGAAGGCAGUCAAGAUCACGACUACCUGGUUACUACGAUGCCACUAAUGAAGACUCUGGACUUAAUAGAAAAUCAAGGAGCAGAAGCAGGAGACGAGAUGAAUCAAGACGUGGUCUGAAAGCUAUGCUUGAUGAUGAGCGGUAUCAAAAUGCAGAAGAGGAAAGGAUAAUAGAUAAAUUACUGAUCCAUUAUAGCAAAAAGCCAUCCGUCCUUGUGCCUGAAAAAUUAAAAAGAAACUCUAAAGUCCACCAUGCCCAUGACUCAACCACGGAAUUGCUGCAGAAUGGAAGCGGAUAUGGAUCUGAUGAGACACCAGAGAUGGUUAGUCAUCAUGCAUCACGAUCAUUCUCUCUUCCUCGUGAACAACACAGAGAAGCGGAAAUUAAGAAGAAAGUAUUUACUCGUGCUGCUACAUUUGAGCCUGUUAGAUCACUGGAAGCUCGGCAUGUGCAUCCUAAGUUACCUGACUGUGAUGAUCUAGCAGCUAGGAUUGCGGCCUUAAGAGCAUGAUAAAGGAUAGCAUAAGUAUAAUGCUCCUCUUUUAUCGGCAUGAUUGCACUCGUUAUGAUCAUCACGCUUUAAUCUUGUUACAAUGUUAAGUGCCUGGUAUUACUGAAGAAUGAAGAUUGCAUGGUGGUGCUUUUAUAGCAAAAUGCUGACUACUUCGGUGCUGUGCUAAAUCAUUAUAGAUGGUCCCGUCUGUGUUGGUUGACAAUAGUAACUUUGCCAUUAUUUUACAGAUGCGGCCAUAGGUCAUAAUACGGAGCAUCAAUUCAAGUUGUCUUUUAUGAUUGUAGAAGUGUUUGUAAGAAGAAAAUUAUGGUGCUGAGACAGACGCUAUUCAGAGCCUCCUACUCACCUUUUCUUUUCUUCAGAUAAUGUUGUUUGCACAUUUAUACGUACAUUAUUUAAUUGCUUGAUAAUUUUUGAUAA